AUGGACGUUCUGGCGCGGCUGGUGGAGUCCGUGGCGGGCAAGGACAAGACGGCGAAGAUCAUCAAGUACACGCUGGACCUGCUGCGGCUGUACCUGAGCCAGUACCGGACGCGACUGGUGCAGUCGGACCCGACGGCGCUGGCGCGGUACGCGCGCCUGGCGGGCGCGUGGAGCUGGGGACUGCUGGUGCGGCACCCGGUGACGCUACUGAAGCUGUGGCUGGUGUCGGUGGCGAAGCAGUUCGAGGCGAAGUCGCAGACAGUGUGCACGAACAUCUCAAUCUUCCGGCAGAUGAUGCGGUUCGGGUCGACGCCGUUCCUGGCGCGCGCGCUGUACCAGAAGGCGGCCGCGACGUACCGGCAGGCGCAGAAGCUGCCGGCGGGGGACACUGCGGGCGUGCUGCAGGUGGUGCGCGGGCAGUGGCUGAACGAGCCGACGCUGACGGACGUGCUGUACCUGUACUACGGCAUCAUGGACGAGCUGAGCCUGACGUACAGCUUCGGGCUGUGGGCGCACAAGGGCCUGUACGCCUUUGUCGCGCGCCACGAGGUGCUCUCGUGGCAGUACGAUAUCCUGCUGAGCCUGAAGAAGGGCUGGUGCCGCCUGCGCGAGAUCAAUGCCAAGAUCCUGGACCUCGAGAUUCAGUGCAAGGUGCGCCAGCGCGCGUGGGACAUCUCGCAGAAGCUGCAUAGCGCGCGCGGCACGUCGCCGGUGAAGCGGCAGCUGCUGCGAGACCUGCAGCUUGGCCCGACGAGCGACAUGUCGCUGACCGCGGACCUGGACGCGCUGCGCCAGGAGCGCUCGGUGCUCUACGUAGACUUUGUGCGUCUGACCUUCGACCUCCUCGCGAACUCCACUGACGUAUUCGCACUCCGCACGCCGCCGGGCACCUACGCCUGGCUCUCGUUGGGCUCCGGCAUCGCGGGGUUCUAUAAGCUGUGGACACAGGCGAAGAAGGAGCUGCAGCAAUGA
Messenger RNA from Eremothecium gossypii ATCC 10895, 972 nucleotides. RefSeq names its product Pex25p (gene PEX25). The record is from RefSeq and is marked provisional. Gene Ontology annotation, cellular component: peroxisomal membrane. Bases 1 to 972 code for a protein of 323 amino acids. Lineage: Eukaryota; Fungi; Ascomycota; Saccharomycetes; Saccharomycetales; Saccharomycetaceae. Gene Ontology annotation, biological process: regulation of peroxisome size; peroxisome fission. The transcript has a single exon.